Molecule: messenger RNA, 5796 nt
Organism: Passer domesticus (house sparrow)
Lineage: Eukaryota; Metazoa; Chordata; Aves; Passeriformes; Passeridae
Gene: ETFRF1
Product: electron transfer flavoprotein regulatory factor 1
Exons: 2
Coding region: 1-438 (145 amino acids)
Biological process (GO): respiratory electron transport chain
Cellular component (GO): mitochondrion
Source: RefSeq, a predicted model, not a curated record
AUGCCGGUGCUGUGGCGGUGCCCGCGUCCCUCAGGAUGCCGGUGCUGCGGCGGGGCCCGCGUCCCUCAGGAUGCCGGUGCUGCGGCGGGGCCCGCCUCCCUCAGGCUCCCGCGGCUCCCCCCAGGCCCCGCCCGCAGCCCCGGCGGCCGCGCAGGCGCAGCUCGGGCCGGGCGCUCCCGGCGUUGCCGUAAAGCGGCACCGCGGCGGUUCCGGGAGGAGCGGCUGCUGUACCUUGGAAGGGAGUAUCCCAAAGGAGCAGACUACUUCAGAAGCCGUUUGAAAGCAGCUUUUCUAAAAAACAAAGAUGAGACAGAUCCUGAAAAAAUUAAGCAGCUGAUUGCCCGGGGAGAAUUUGUUAUAAAGGAGCUGGAGGCUUUGUACUUUCUGAGGAAAUACCGAGCCAUGAAGCAGCGCUACUACAGCGAUGACAAGCCCUGACUGUGCCUGUAACCACACACACCCAGGAAAGGUAACAAUAAAAGAGCUCUAACUGCAAAGAAGUGACAUGUAAAUCCUUCCAACCCCUCUACAGCACAAAUGAAGGAGCUGCUUUCCCACCAGAGGUCACUUGAAGGGUUUGGGUGUGUAGGUUAUAGGUAAUAGGUUUUCCUGUGCUGCUUUUGACCUCCCCAAACUAAAACUUCAGGUAUGAAAGGAUUUUGCAGGAAGGAGUGGUUGCACAGCACUGUUUUGUUUCACUUCAAUGUAUGUGUUGAACAGAAACUCUUACGCCAUAGCUGUGUGUUUGGGUGUCAGUUCAAGGUGCUGUGCUUGUAACCCGAAAGAUGAACCUGAUUUAAAAUCCUCCACGUUGAACAAUCUGUUUCUGCUGGAAAUGAGCACCCUCUCAGAAGUGAGGUUCGCAGCCCUGGAGAGGGAGUGGUCAGUUCUGGUCUCCACAGUGCAGGAAAGACAAGGAGCUACUGGAGAGGAUCAAGCAGAGGCCAUAAACAUGAGGGGUCUGGAUCAUCUCUUAUGAGGAGGGAAUGCAGGAGCUGGGCCUGCUUAGCCCAGAGAAGACUGAGAGAGGAUCUCAUCAAUGCAUAUAAAUAUCUCAAGGGUGGGUGCCAAGAGGACAGUGCCAGGCUCUUUUCAGUGGUGCCCAGCAACAGGACAAGGAGCAAUGGCCAUAAAUGUAAAGCAAGAAGUUCCACCUCAUGAGGAAGAAUUUCUGUACAGAGGGUGGCAGAGCCCUGAACAGUUGCCCAGGGAGGGUGUGGAGUCUUCUUCUCUGUGGACAUCCCAAAGUCACCUGGACUUGUUCCUCUGUCACCUGCUCCAGGUGACCCUGCCUGGGCAGGGGAGUUGGAUUAAAUGGUCUGCAGAGGUUCCUUCUAACCCAGACUAUUCUGUGAUUCUGUGAAAGCAAAUUCUUAGUUUUUAACCUCAUCUGCUCAACUUGCAGAAGCGCCACCUUGCUACAUCAGGGAGACAGCUGUGGGGUCAGGAAAGGGGUGAGUUUGAACAACAGUGCUUUAAGCACUUGGGCCCUGAAGACAACUCCUGCUACUGCUGAUUUCUGCUGGUGUGUAACUGCUGCAGCAGGAAUAGAAAACUUGGCCUUUGCCCCUGGAAGAGAAGUUUGGCUGUGGCUGUUUGCUCCAGGCUGUCUCUGUAGGCCUUGGCUCAACUCACACUUGUGUCAGAGCUGAUACUCUCUUGGGUUGGUUGGUGUUUCCACCAACUAAAUGAGACUAGAGAGAAAAAUAAUCUUUGAAAUACAAGUAAGGAAUCACUGCAGUAGAGCUGUUGGCAGUAGCAAGUCUUCAUACUGGCGCUAAAGAGUGUUUUAAGGUCAAAAAAUUGCCAGCAAAGGCAUCAGCAAAACUGGUAAAAACUGGUAAAAACAUAAAAGUGUGACCGAGUCCAUUCAACAAGGUUCACUGCACUAUUUACUAGCUGGUUAAAGCACACAGAGAAAACACAAACUAAUAUCAAUCAAAACCAAAAUCAACCAAAACUUAUCUCUGAGGAUACUGGGGAUACAAAAAGGUUAAGAAUGUAAAAGGCUAAGGAUAAAAUGAGUAAGUGACUCACUGGGAGCAUCUCCUAAGUUCAGACUGGAUCCCCUGCUGCUGAACUGAGCCCCAGAUCUGACCAGUGAUUUAUACCUGAAGGUUUAACAGCACUUAAACUUAACAGUACUUAGUCCAGUUUAAUUUAAAACAAUUUAACUAAAGAUUCAUACAGAAUUUCCUAUAAGUUCAACAGCAACUCAUAGGCCUGAGUUACUUGCCAAUCUACAGUACUUAGAAUCUCUGAGAACACUAUCCAUAGUAGAUUUUCUGUAGCAUAUCCACACUCACAAACAGUCCUGAAGGAGUAUGUAUGAGGUAUAAAAUUUCCCUGGAAUUCACUGAAGCACUUACCUUGGAUACCUUUGCAUCUUGUCAGUGGCUGAAGGGUUGAGCCUCAAGGAAGGGGGGCAUCAUUCCACGCUCUGUUGUCACUGCUGGCUCUCCAAAUAGCAAACAGGAGUUCACUGGCUCUGAGGGGCUGCACACAGAGGGAGACUUCUGGUCACUGCCCACUGCAGUCCAGGAGAGCUCCAAGGGCCUCACUCAGGAGGCUACUCUUUAUAGGGUCACAAGUGAGGUGGGUUUAGUCACAGCAAUUUUCCAUCCUGAAUACAGUCCAGGUUGGUAACUUCCUUUGAAAUUUGAAAAGCAAAAAUGCUGUUCCAUUGGGGGUAUUCUUCAGGCAGGCAAAAUAAGCUUCUAGGGCUAUUGGUUACAAAGCAGGAGCUCUUCAGACAGUAUAAAUUCCUGGGAGCUGUUUCUGAAGAACUCGAGAGGAGCUCAGCCCAGGUGCUGAAUGAGCAUUUCUGACAUUACAGCUGGCCUAAGGAGGAGGGGGGUGGGGGAUUCAGCACCAUCCUCACAAAAUUUAAAAAGUGAUGGCAGAGUACAGUACCUUGUAAUGAAAUGCACAUGCUCCAGUUUCUGCCACCACUCUGACGUGAAAAACUCCUUCCACAUCAGCUGAGCUCCUCUGCACUUCCACCUGCUCUGAGCAGCCACCCCUCUCAAAGACAGGGACACCAAGGGGGGCAAGGACAGCAGCUCUGGGACAGGCAGCACCAGCAGAAGUGCAAGAAAGACUAGGGGACAACUGCCAUGGAACUUGUGGGAUGCUCUGUUACCUGAAAUUCUUGCAGAGGAAAAGGAAACUGGGACAGACACAAUAACUAUUUUUUUAUUACAUUACAAUAAAUAGGAGCAGUACAGUUUGACAAAAAAAUGACAAAUUCCAGAUCACCUCACAGCACAUACUCCUAAAAACAUUAAAAAUUUUAAAACAAACAGUGGUCUUUUUUUUUUUUCCUUUUUUUAACUUAAUGUCUGGCAUGACCAACAUUCCUAGGUCACACAACCAAAUUAUGGAAAAACUGGAUCACACUGCAUAUGUUCCACAUCCAAUAAAGCACAAUGUACAAAAUGUGCAUGUUUCAGUUUACACUAUACAAAAAUAGUUAAAAUACAUUCCAGGUAAACAUAUUACAUUAAGAAGUCAUUCUAGUAAGAAGUUGGCACUCAAGAGGAAAAAGCAGAAGUAUUUUCAACAUGAAAACACAAGACAGUGGAAUAAAGAAAUGUUAGGAAAGAUUUACCAUCUAUGUAGCUUUAUGUAAACUUGAGACACAAUGAUUUGUUUUACAGUUUGAUGGUCUUUGAAGGUAAUAAUUGUAUUGCUUCAUAGUCUAGACAAGAGCAGAAGAUUGCGUGUGUCAGUAUUUACCAAUUAUCCUGUUACUGCAACAAAGCCCACUCAGCAGAAGAGUAGCAAAAAAAUUUCAGGGCACUGAAACUGGUCAGAAUAAUUCCUUUUGGAGCAAACCAAGGAUCCAGGUAUUUAGCAAAGUUACAUAUAGCUACUGUAAGAAGGUAUUACUCCCUGACACAAGGCAGUUUGAUGUGGUGACAUGGGCAGUGACUCCUAGGCUUGCUCAGGAGCUGCUCUCAGAACACAGCACCCAGGGAUGUUCUGUGGAAGCAUCUCAAACAGGGCAGGACACUGCAGUGAUGAUGGAGCAACUUGUGCAAGCUGCAAUCCAAAGUGCUUCACCAAAUCUCAACAAGCAGGAAGACAAAACUGCACAACAGUGGCAAGGAUGGGGUUGGGUUUUUUUCAAGUAAAUAAGGGCUAAUUUAAAUGGAUUUUGUACUAAUUUAAUUAGACUGGCAGCUACAGCUCACUUUUGCUGAAAAACCCCAGCAUUGGUUCAUACAUAGCUUUAUAAUAGAGCUAUAGAAACCCGCUUUUGAUGAAUAAGAUAUUUCAGCUAUAAAGUCUCCUAACAGCUUUAAGUUAAAUUAACAUCAGAAUUUUUGACCAGCCCUAAUUUGACAUGCAGUGUGACUCAGUUACCAAAAUUAAAAUAACCUUAAGAUUACUUCUAUUUGCUCAAGGCUUACAACCCACUUUUGCUAUGUUCUUCGUCUAUUAUGAAGAGUGUAUAAAAUGUGCAAGUAACUGUCUCCAACACAUUUUAACCUUGCAAGCUCUGAAAUAUUUUGUGACGUUAAGAAUCUGUUCUUACUCCUUAUUGGUCCUUACAAUAUAAAGUUAAGUUCUCCUGUUCCUGUUUUUCAGAAUAUUUCAUAACUUAGAUUUCACACUGAAGCUGAGAGGAGUGGUGUCGGAACCCAGGACAUCCCUCUGGGUGCCCGGGAUGGCUCAAGCCCCUGGCAGGGGGCUGGGGAAUUUUAGAAGGAAGCCAAAGACUUCCUUCUAAAGGACUAAAAGACUUGGGAUUUCGAUUUAACCCAUGGAGCAAAUUACCAACCUUGUAUGACGAAUUACAAGUCACAAAGUUUAAGUAGAAUGAUAAUGAAUUUAUCACAGGCUGAAAAGCGGAAUUUUGAGGAUUUUACUAUAGGGGUCUAGGAGGCAAGAGGGAGGGAUUUGGGCAUUGUCCUGUCCUCCUUCCUUCUUCCUAGCCUCCAUCUUCUGUGUGAUGCUACUUUUGGAUUGGUUUAGAGUAGAAGUAGACAGUGUAACACAGGUGACAGGUAUUGGAAAAUAACGGCAAAUAAAGUACAUGUAGUUCAUAGUAUAAAAUGUUGACACCAGCACAAGGGCGGGCAGGGUGCCUCAGACAGACCUGUUGAACAGAUCUCUGCGAGUCAAAAAGAGCAUGUUUUAGAUAAGAGACAAUCAACAACCUUGAAAACCAGAGCCAAGGGAUUCUGACUCCUUCAACCAUCGGGCUGGGAAAAAAGGACUCUUGGGGUCAUCCUGACCGCAGGAAACCCAAGAGAGUGGAGGGGUCUGGAUUUUGGUGAAGGCUGGGAAGAGGGGGCACAGGCAAGAAAAUGCCUGAUUUCUCCCAGACACAAUGGAAUUAAAGAAUAUGGAGCAAUUCAGACACUGUGUUCCCUGCCAGCUUUGCAGGUCCCCACCUACAACAGUCACUCUGAUUUUUUUGUAGAAGCAAAAUAAUACUUUUCACAGAAAUGGUCCAAGUUACACAGUCCAAUUUUUAUAUACAUGUGUAAAAAUUCCAUUGAAUACCUUAGGUUAUGGCAAUGCUGCUAUUCCCUGUUCCAAAUUUUCCAGUGUCCUGAACUACUCUACUUCAGUAUCUCGUGUUUUAUUUUUUGGGUACACCAGAGUCACACCUUCCAGUGUCACUCUGCAGCUGAGUUAGCUCCUGUGGAGAAGUGCACCUUCAGGAACCAUAGCUCUCCUGAAACAACUCUACAUUUACAGGGAGACACCAAGAACUGGAAAUACUGCAACUACUGGCUCGUACUUCAGUGGAUAACUAGGCUACUGGAGUACCAAAAAGUAAAA